Giardia duodenalis is the source of this 216-nucleotide messenger RNA. RefSeq lists its product as uncharacterized. The transcript has a single exon. Bases 1 to 216 code for a protein of 71 amino acids. The record is from RefSeq and is a predicted model, not a curated record. NCBI's taxonomy places the organism in Eukaryota, Fornicata, Diplomonadida, Hexamitidae.
AUGGUCGAUGUCUCUAUAGCCGUCGAGUCUUACUCCCGUGCGUCCCUCCAUUCAGCUGAGAUCUGGGUCAUCACCCUUGGUUUUGUUUUUGGCAUGUCUGUCGUGAUAUUACUGAUAUCGUGGUCUCUGUGCAUAAACUUCUACGAAAUGUGCUGCACAUCUCGCUGUUGCUCCGAAGAGGGUUCUUCAAAGGAUAUGGCCACUAAAGAUAGAUGA